This is a messenger RNA of Strongylocentrotus purpuratus (purple sea urchin), 2087 nucleotides long. Its product is annotated as C-factor-like. The coding region runs from base 116 to 913 and encodes 265 amino acids. The transcript is spliced from 4 exons. The record is from RefSeq and is a predicted model, not a curated record. Lineage: Eukaryota; Metazoa; Echinodermata; Echinoidea; Camarodonta; Strongylocentrotidae.
ACAACUUCAAAUUGGCAAUUUCAGCUAUUACGCAAGAUUUGUCUACUGCUACAGUGCUAUUCCCAAAACAAAACAGUUUAUUUUGUAGACAAAGGCACAUUCAAGAUAUUCAACGAUGGUUUAUGCAUUGGUGCAAGGAGCAAGCAGAGGGAUAGGAUUGCAGUUUUGUCGAAAUUUGCUGAAUAAACGGCCUGCGACACUUGUGAUUGCAACUUGUCGACAGCCGGACGGUGCAGCGGAGUUGCAAGCACUUCAGAAAGAGCAUCCGAACAGUCUCCAGAUCAUGCAGUUAGAUGUGUCAAACGAGGAGCAGAUUGCAUCAACAGCCCAGCAAGUUAAACAGCGUCUCCAUGGCAACGAGAGUUCUAGCAAAGGACUGGACCUACUUAUCAAUUGUGCAGGGAUGUUACAUCCAUCAGGGAGAGGAGAGACCAGUCUUAGAGCUGUAUCACAUGAGGGUCUGAUGACAACAUUUGCCACCAAUGCAUUGGGUCCUCUGCUGAUGGCCAAGUACUUUGGGGAGCAUCUGACCAAGGGGAGCGGAGAGUUUGGACAGUCGCCAUCGGAAGGUCACUCUGGCACACUGGUCAACAUGUCUGCCAGAGUUGGUUCAAUAUCAGAUAAUGGGUAUGGUGGAUGGUACAGCUACCGCAUGUCAAAGAGCGCCCUCAACAUGGCAACCAAGAACCUGAGCAUCGAGUUCUCCCGGGGGAGACGGAAGGUGGUAUGCAUCAGCCUUCACCCGGGGACGGUGAACACCGACCUCUCACGACCUUACCACAAGAAUGUCGCAGAGGACAAGCUCUUCACACCCGAGUAUUCGGUCGAGAGGAUGAUGGAGGUGAUAGAGAAUCUGAACGUUGAAGAUUCAGGGAAGUUCUUGGACUUUGCGGGCAAGGAGAUCCCCUUCUGACGGAUGACGAAGCAGUGUUUCUUUAAAAAGAAAAAUUUACUCUAUAUAUGCCCAGGAUCGAAACCUGAGACUGCCACAUUGUAUUUACACUAGACAUGGGACAGAAGCUGCCUCUUGCAAUCCAGCGUGUGUUUCGUUUGUAGACCAAAGCAGAAAAAGAGUUCAAGGUAUCCUUGUGUAAUUUUCUGUGGGCAUAGCCUGUUCUGAUUAAUUGAAGUUUUUUCAAAAGUCAGAUAAAGAAACGUACAAUACAUAAUCAUCGAUAGCAAAAGGAGCAUACAGAUUACAUGAAGUAACGUUGUAUGAAGAAACUACUGUUGAAGAGGACAAUUGGCAUUAUAGCUGGGCAAUCAUCGGUGCAUGCUCAAGAUGAGUUCCGUCCAGUUAUAUUAUUUUUGUAUAAUACAAUGUUGAGACUAGCAUGGGACCCUGAUUCUUUUAUCGUUUUUUGUUUAUUUGGAACGUUUCUGAAUUGUGUUUCGCCAUACAUCCUUCAGACUACAAAAAAAUUAACUACCUGUUGUCUGAACACAUGGUUAGUUGAACUGGAUGGGAUAGAAUUUCCAUUGAAUGGGUGUAUAAUCUCACAUGCAUGCAAAGCAUCAAUUUAGAGCAUAACCUCACUUAAAGGAAGAAAAUCUGGACUUGGCCCUCUACAGAGUAUGGAAAUGAAGGCUUGUGUGAGCCAGUCCCUUGCACAUUUUUGGAGACAAGAUGUGAUGUUAUGACAUCCAGCCAUGCAAUUGAUGACAGAUUAUGUAUAUUUCAUUUAUACGGUGAAGGAAAGGGUGGUUUAUCAUAUGGUAUACAUGUAGAGGUGUUGUGGUCAAGUCUCUGGACAGUGAAGCACAAGGUAUGGGGUUUGAAUUCCUGGCGCAGCACUAAUGUCUUUUUGCAAGAAAUUAAUCUACAUUUGCCACACUCGACCCAGGUGAGGUAGAUAGGUACCUGGCAGGAAUAAGUUCCUUAAAAAUGCUCAAGCUCUGUAAUGGGAACUGUACUAAAGCCAGGGUAAUAAUGAUUAAUGCUUUAGGAGACUUCACUGUCGUCUAUUAUUAUUAAUAUACAUGUACAUUCAGGUAAUGAACAUAGUCAAAAGUAAUAUGUCUACCACUAGAGGAGGAACACUCACAGCCAGUGUUGCCUCCCUCCCCUCUGUAGUUCUUGCCCGCAU